Vitis riparia (riverbank grape) is the source of this 2103-nucleotide messenger RNA. RefSeq names its product major facilitator superfamily domain-containing protein 12-like. Gene Ontology annotation, molecular function: symporter activity. The coding region runs from base 441 to 1802 and encodes 453 amino acids. Gene Ontology annotation, biological process: carbohydrate transport. Gene Ontology annotation, cellular component: membrane. The record is from RefSeq and is a predicted model, not a curated record. The transcript has 14 exons. Lineage: Eukaryota; Viridiplantae; Streptophyta; Magnoliopsida; Vitales; Vitaceae.
GUUUCUACAAGGCAGGCCAUUCAUUUUUUUAUAAAGAUCCACCUUCCCACUUACUCACCACCAUCCUAAAGUCCAAAUUGUCCUUCCCGUUUAUGGGUUUAGACUUUAGAGCAUGCAUAUCAUGCAAUGGAUAAUAUAGUCUUUUCAAGGGCAUAAGUGGUUGUUUGUUUCCCAUGAAAAUUCAAAUCAGUUAUUAAUGGAAUUUCACGAAAGUCCAAAGAGGGAAAUUCAUGAACUUCUAUGAAACAAAGUAACAUCUAAAUUCUAAUACAGCCCCUUCACCGGCAAGGGCAUGGCAUGGUCUACCCAGUAGUUUGGUGAAACAGAUUCAGGAUAAAGUAUAACCAAUCUCAUUUAAUGGAUCACGGGAAACUAAAGAAACUACAUAGUUGAAGCUUGGCAUGCUUUAGGGAGGUUUGACAUUUAACCUGCCUAUUGUCAUGGUUGAUGGUAUGGAAGAUGACGAUGCUUUCACUAAGCCCCUUGGAAGACAGGCCGUCUUUUAUUAUGGAGUAGGACAUAUGCUCAAUGAUAUCACAUCUGCUUGUUGGUUUACUUAUCUCUUAGUGUUUUUGACAGAUAUCGGGCUCCCUUCAAGGGAUGCUGCUACUGUUAUGCUUUCAGGACAGAUAGCUGAUGGAUUCACAACCAUAUUUGCCGGUGAACUGAUAGACAGGUUUGGACAUUUCAAAAUAUGGCAUGGGGCAGGAUCUAUUUUGGUUGCUGUUUCAUUUUCCUCCGUUUUUGGCGGUUGCCUACCUUGCAAAAUUUUUGGUUCCAAUUCAUCCACGUUGCAAACUGUUGGGUACAGCAUGUUUGCCGCAAUCUUCAAUGUGGGCUGGGCUGCUACUCAAGUUUCACACAUGUCUAUGGUGAAUUGCAUCACGCUGAAUUCAACAAGCAGAGUAGUUCUUGCUAGCUGUCGUAAUGCUUUUACAAUGGUUGCCAACCUGAGCCUAUAUGCAGUUGCUUUCGUUGUGUUCAAUUCCAGCAAACCACAUACACUUGUUGAUAUUGAAAAUCAGUACCGCUGGAUUGCAUAUUUGUCGAUCGCUAUUGGAUGCUGCUUUGUGGCCAUUUUUCUCCUUGGAACAAAAGAGCCAAGAUUAAAAAAAGGGGCUCAUGGAAAAGGUUAUGCAAGGAUUUUAUGGUCUCACUGGUUCAGAAAAGUUUUAUACUACCAAGUUGCUCUUGUCUAUGUGCUCACCAGACUAGUGACCAAUGUUUCACAGGCAUUUCUUGCUUUCUAUGUCAUUAAUGAUCUACAAAUGUCACAAUCAUCUAAAGCUUUGGUUCCUGCAAUCAUCUACAUUUGCAGCUUCAUCGUAUCUAUCAUUUUACAGGAGUUCACAUGGUCAGGCCAACGCUUGAAGGCCUUCUAUUCUGCUGGAGGAAUUCUUUGGAUAAUUUGUGGAGCAGGGAUCCUUUUUCUACCCAGAAACAUGAAUGCUUUUAUGUACAUUUUAUCAAUAAUCAUCGGCAUAGCAAACGCCUUAAUGAUGGUGACUGGUGUAAGCAUGCAAAGUUUUCUAGUUGGUGAAGAUCUCCAUGGCUGUGCAUUUGUUUAUGGCUCAUUGAGUUUCUUGGACAAAAUUUCAUGUGGGCUAGCCUUGUUCGUUCUUGAGUCAUAUGGAAAUUCCUCUCCAGACCUCCAGGGAUCAGUUAUUUCACGUUUUUCGGUUUCAAGAUAUGGUUUGGGUGUUGUACCAGCAGUUUGUGCGCUUGUUGGGGUGGUGGUAACAUACACUAUGAAUCUCCAUACUCCCGUUCCAAAACCUAUAAUGGAGCCACUGUUGGCCUAAUGUCAAAAGGCUGGAGCAGGUGAUAUUCCUCAAGGAUCGCCUGGAAAUAAAGGACUCAAAAGGCUUGAGACUUCUUUGGGGACAAGCUAGAUGAAAUGUUUGGCUGCGGAACAGAUUAAAAAGUAGUGAUGGGUUUUAAAUUUUUUAGUCAUUGCUGAAACCCUAGCAGGAUGUUUUCCCCUAUACAAUCUUGAUUUUCUAUCUUCAUUUACCAAAUCAUCAUUCAUUACUGACAUUUCAUUUUACAGAUUCAAAUGUACAGAAUCUCUCAAAUUUUAAGCAAGAUCUAGCAUUCAUGUCA